CCACCAGCUUGCUUUCGCGGAGCCCCUCCGCCUCGGAAGGCCCCGUGGGCCCACGCCAGCAACCCCAGCGCCCGGCGGAAGGGCCAUGGUGGCCGCUGCCCCCGCUGCAGCCGCGGCCAUGAGGAAGGGCUUCCUGGUGCCCGAGAUCAAGCCUCUGGAUCAGUACGACUUCGCCCGGGCGCGCAGCGCGGCUGGCCUGGCCUGGGUUCUGGCCAAGGGAUACGGGGGCGCAGAGCAUGUCCCAGCUGAGUUACGUGAACCCUUCUACACAGACCAGUAUGAACAGGAGCACAUGAAACCUCCCCUCAUCCGCCUCUUGCUUUCAUCUGAUAUCUACUGCCGUGCCUGGCGCCAGGUCUUGCCCCCGGGCCCCGAUGGCAACCCAUCUCCCAAGGAUAAUGCUGCUUUGCUGCAACUUUUGACCCGUCGUGGCUUGGUGCCCACCUUCCAAGACAAGCCUGUAAAGGAAGCAGACCUGCAUCACAAACCAAUCAGGCUGGGUGCACACUUGGCACUAAUUGACUCACUGAUGACCGCGUAUGCUGUGGAAGCCACCAGCUCCUUGAGUGUUGCACCGGGUACUGAUCCAGCUGCCAUCUCCUGGGACCAGAAACUUCUGCAUUGGAUAGAUGUGAUCAUCCACAAGAUACAACAACAUGUUGAACAGGAAUGUUCCCAGCGAUCUGCUCCUGGGACAGAUGGCCAGAGCCAGGCAUGCAGUAGCGGUCCCAAGUGUCCCACAAGGUGGUACUGGAAACUGGUUCCUCAUGCCAUCGCUUUUUGUUUGAAGGAGUCGGGGAAUAAGCCUCCUGUGAUCCGCUAUCGGAAAGACAAAGCCCUGCCCAAACAGACUCCCUGUUUCCCCCCCAUUGCGGGCAUGAAGGACCUCUCCAGCGGAGGCGCUGUUGCAGCCACUAUCCACUACUACUGUCCUCAAGUCAUACGCCUUGAGGAUGUAUGCCUGAAGGAAACAAUGUCUGUGGCAGACAGCCUAUAUAACCUGCAGCUAAUCCAAGGCUUCUCUUCAGACUACUUGGGUGGUGCCUGUUUCCUCUCUUUGGAAGACUUGCUCUACAUGCCACCUGCGCUGAGGAUAAAUGUGGGAGUGUUCUUGGCAGAGUUGUUUCUGUGCUUCGAGGUACUUAAGCCAGACUUCGUGCACCCAAAGGAACUGCCUGGACUUCAAGAUUCCCCUGGGGUGAAUGACCCUUUGACGCCAAACAGUGGGAACAACAGCAGCUCCCCAGUGUUCAACUUCCGUCACCCACUUCUUCCUGGGGGACAGGCGCAGUCUCCACUCUGUGGGUCUUUAGGCUCCUUGCAUCAUUCCACCUCCAUGUCCCAUGUGGAAGGCUUUGGUAAAGCAUGGACCAAGAAGCAGCUCAGCCACCCAUUAUCCCAGGCAGUCUCAUUCAGCAUCCCCUUUGGCCUGGACAGCGAUGUGGACAUUGUGAUGGGCAAUCCUGUGGGCAUCCUUCGCUCUGUCAGUUCUGAUAGCCUGGCCCCUGCCCUUUACUCCUCUUUGCCUCGCUCCCCUCGCCCACGGGCCAACGAAGUUGCUGAGACUCCCAAUGGACUAGUGACCCCAUCCCUUCAUGGGGCUGGUGGGCACAAGAGCCAAGAGGGGCUUUCCUUGGAGAAUGGGCUGACUGACGGGUAUUCAGAUCUACCCACGAUUGAGGAGGCCCUGCAAAUCAUUCACAGCAGUGAACGCCUGCUCCCCGAGGGAGCGCCUGAUGGCUUCUACUUGCACUCGCCAGAGCCACCUAAAGCCUCUGCGCCAGAGAAGGUGCCCAUGUCCACAGUCUACCGUUGUCACAAUGGACCACCUAAUGGUGGAGAGUCAACUCAGGAUGGCAGUCUGGAUUCUGAUGCUGAGGAGGCCUCACGCGCCCCAGGUGCCCCAGAUGACUCCACCUCUUGUGUGAGUUCAUUAAGCUCACAGCCUGACAGUACGGCAUCGUCAACCUCUGGCGUGCGCAUGACCAGCUUUGCAGAGCGUAAGAAGAAGUUGGCAGCAACAGACAGCAAGUCCAGUGGAAUCAGUUCCGAGGGCUCAGAGACAGGACCAGUGCCACCAGAUGAAAGCCCUGCCCAAAGCCCUGCCCUCAGCUCAGAGAUGAACCAGUUGGGUGCCCGGCUGGAGGAGAAGCGUCGUGCUAUUGAGGCUCAGAAGAAGCGCAUUGAAGCCAUCUUUACCCGGCACCGCCAGCGUUUGGGCAAGAGUGCCUUCUUACAGCUCCAAAAAGCGCCUGAUUCCCAGGCCCAGUCAGAGGACAGCCGACUCACCCUGGAGGAGCGUCUUGCCCAACUGGAGGUGGAGGAUGAGGCUGGUAGCCCACGGACUCGUCUAGAGAAUAAGCAGGUGACCUUCUCCCCUGAUAUCAUGAAGGGAGGACUUGAUGAGAACCUGGGCGAUUACAACCGGGCAGUGGCCAAACUGAACACAGCUCUGAGUUCCUUGCAGAUGGACAUGCAGCGCCUGAGUGAGCAGCAACAGCGCCUCAUGCAAGACAAGAAGCCCAGUGCCCAAGCCUGGGUGAUCCCAGCCCCAAGGCCCAGCCGAGAGGGUGCUCCACCUCGUUCCUCUGUGGAGCUGUCUUCGCCUUCGCCUUCACCAUCCCCUUCCCGCAAAUCUCGUUCACCUCAGCCCACCCCCAAGAAGUCUCCAGCUCCUGCUCCCCCCAAGAGCCCCAAGCACACUCGGCCGGUAGAGCUAAAGUUGCCACCCCUCACACGGGUUUUGACGCCUCCGCACAAUGUGGAUACCCUUCCACACCUCCGCAAAUUCUCACCCAGCCAAGUGAACGUGCAGACUCGUUCUUCGAUCCAUUUUGCUGAGGAUGAGGAACUGCCUGUACCAGAAGCAGAGGGUCAGAAUAAUCUGCGACCUGUGGCCUCAGUGCCUCCCCAGGGGGGUAAUCCCCGUGUUUCAGGUGAUGGCACCAGUGAUGUUUCCUCACCCAGUGACCGCCGGAGUAGCCUGAUUGAAAUUCCCCUGUCCAGCUUGAAAGGGGAGGAGGAAGAUGAUGUUGAUGGCGAUGACUCUCUGGAGGAAUCCAUUGCUGAGACUCUGGAUUCUGAGCCACGUUCUGGUCUCGGCUUCUUCUUCAAGGAUGAAGAGAAGCCUGAAGAUGAGAUGGCACAGAAGCGGGCCACCUUCCUAGAAAGGCAGCAGCGGCGCACUGAUGAGGCCCGGCGCAGAAAACAGUGGCAGGAGGAGGAGAAAGAGCAGAAGAAAGAGGAGGCCAGGCUGCAGGUGGAGGAGCGUCCACGACAGGAGGAGGAAGUUGGGACACGGCGUGGUGACUUCACCCGCCAGGAGUACCUACGGCGUCACCAGCUCAAGCUGAUGGAAGACCUGGACAAGGUGCUGCGGCAGAAGCCCACCACGGUGCGUGCCCUGAAGAAGGGGCGGCCCAAGACGGUCUUCUGUGAUGACUCUGCUCUUGCCCGCAGCCCAGUGAAAGGACUCCUUGGAUCCAAGCUCAGCAAGGUGUACUCCCAGUCAACUCUUUCGCUUUCAACAGUAGCCAAUGAUCCUGGUAAUUCACUUUCCAUCAAAAGAUCUUCUCGAGCUGCAUCCCCUUCAGGGCCAAUGUCCCCCAGUCGGUUGAUUUCAAACCAGAGUCGGGAGCGGGACUGGGAGAAUGCCUCCACUGCUUCCUCACCCGCUUCCAUUCCAGAAUACACUGGGCCAAAGCUGUACAAGGAGCCCAGUGCCAAGUCUAAUAAAUACAUUAUCCACAAUGCCCUGUCUCACUGCUGCCUUGCUGGCAAAGUCAAUGAGCCCCAGAAGAACCGCAUCCUGGAGGAAGUUGAGAAGAGCAAAGCCAAUCACUUCCUCAUUCUCUUCCGUGAUUCAAGCUGCCAGUUCCGCGCACUCUACACGCUCUCAGGGGAGACAGAUGAACUCACGCGCUUGGCAGGCUAUGGUCCACGAACCAUCACUUUGCCCAUGAUCGAAGGCAUCUACAAGUACAGCUCUGAUCGCAAGCGCUUUACCCAGAUUCCCAGCAAGACCAUGUCCAUGAGUGUGGAUGCCUUCACCAUCCAAGGCCAUCUCUGGCAGACCAAGAAGCCAGGCACCCCCAAGAAGCCCGGUACUCCAAAAUAACCAGCACCUGCCAAGCUUGGUGUCUACUGUCUUCUCUAUUUCUACAUGAACUUUGGGCUGCUCUUAAGUUGCCAGCCCAGUGUAGAUACAUGGGGUCUUCCAUGAUGAGUGGCUUGAGUAGACAGGGCUUCCAAGCAUGGGUGUACAUUUUGGCAUGGACCACUGCUGUCUGGCUGGAUCAGAACCAGCUGAGAACCUUUUCUAUAGUUCUGAUACCUGCACUCAGCAUGAGGCAACCAUUGACUAUCAGCAUUGGGGUGGGAGAAAGAAGGAGAGGACAGAUGCUCUGGAAACUGCCAAAUCCCAUGAUAAGCUAGCGGCUAAGAGUUGCCAUAGUGACGCUGCCCUACAUAGGGCUUGGGGGGUGGGUGUGCGCGGUCUGCCUUCCUCCGGCCACCAUCUGAAUGUCAGGCCACAGCCAGAGAAACCACAGGGCUCUUUUUCUGACUCCUACUUGCCCAGGGACAGGUCCCCAGGCCCUCCCUGGUUCUGUGGUGGAUUUCUCAUUCCCUGGCUGUCCUUGUUUAUAUUUAUACAUACUAUACAUAUAUAUAUAUUGGAGCUAUUUAAUGAUUUUUCAAUUAUUUGUAUAUAAAAAGGAGCAAAUUGCAUUUCGAACAAUGGGAUUGGGUUAAUUUGUAUAUGAGGCUGGCAUGGUGGGGUAUCACAGCAGGGUGUGUGUAUGUAUGUUUCUUCCUUCAGUAUCUUUCACUGAAUGUCUUUUCCUCUUGAACAUUUUUAGUCUCCUCCUUCUUGUGCACAAGGGCUAUUUGGAGUAGGGAUGGGGAAAGGGGUAGCUUUUUAGCAGGCAUUUUGGGAAUAAAGAGUCUGUCUUUCUGGUGAAGCCCAGCAUGCUUUAGCUGGCCACUUUGCGUUGAAUGCCUGGAAGCUGGUUGUUGAUAUAGUCCCAGAGCAGGUCUCUGUGGAUCCUAAUUUGAGUUGCCAAAAGAAAGAAGACACCUACCACUCUGGGGAACAGUGCGCCCCCAAGUUAUCUUCCUUCCCCAGAUGCUAGGCACUAGUCUGAAGCAUUGGCGCCAAGGCUAGAGACAGUGAAUGUAGGUUGCUCCUUUAAUCCCUUUUAAGAGAGAGGACAUUUUGGUUCAGAGUGCUGCUAGGUCCCAUCACCACGUCACUCAAGCCCUUCUUUCCCCCAUCCACCUCUGCUUAAUCUCAAGGCAGAGCGUGUGGUGGGGGGCACUGUCACACAGCUUGGAUUCCCUGCCCUGAUUCCGUCUUUGAUUCCUGGUCUCUCGUGGUUGCUUGUUGCUGACUGAAUGUCAUGUAGGUGUUUGGGGGGUUCAGUAUAGUGCAGGGUUGGGUUGGUGUAAAAAGCAGGUGGGGACUUUGCCCUGGCUGCUUAAUAAAGUAACUUAAAUGAG
Anolis sagrei ordinatus is the source of this 5499-nucleotide messenger RNA. RefSeq names its product calmodulin regulated spectrin associated protein family member 3 (gene CAMSAP3). Gene Ontology annotation, cellular component: microtubule minus-end. The record is from RefSeq and is a predicted model, not a curated record. Gene Ontology annotation, molecular function: microtubule minus-end binding; calmodulin binding; spectrin binding. NCBI's taxonomy places the organism in Eukaryota, Metazoa, Chordata, Lepidosauria, Squamata, Anolidae. Gene Ontology annotation, biological process: cytoplasmic microtubule organization; negative regulation of microtubule depolymerization; neuron projection development.